This is a messenger RNA of Staurois parvus, 495 nucleotides long. The record is from the annotation of a GenBank genome assembly. Lineage: Eukaryota; Metazoa; Chordata; Amphibia; Anura; Ranidae.
ACUCUGAUUUCACUGCACACUGACCCUACAUUCACUCUAUCCGGUCUCCCCGUGCCCUGCAUUUACUAUAUCUGGUCUCCCUGGACCCUGCAUCUGCUAUAUCUGGUCUCCCCCCGACCCUGCAUUCACUCUAUCCGGUCUCCCCCCCCGACCCUGCAUUUACUCUAUCUGGUCUCCCCCCGACCCUGCAUUCACUCUAUCCGGUCUCCCCGGACCCUGCAUUCACUAUACCCGGUCUCCCCGGACCCUGCAUUCACUAUAUCUGGUUUCCCCGCACCCUGCAUUCACGAUAUCUGGUCUCCCCGGACCCUGCAUUCACUAUACCCGGUCUCCCCGGACCCUGCAUUCACUAUAUCUGGUUUCCCCGCACCCUGCAUUCACGAUAUCUGGUCUCCCACAGUACACACAACAUGGAAAUACAAUUACAUUACUAAAUAUAAACUGCUAAAUACCUUUUCUCACCAGCAAUAUAUAGCAGUAUUAUUAGACUUAUAU